AGGACUUGAACCGCUCAAAGACUGAAUUUGAAUGAAAGUUGAAUGUCACUCAUUGUCAUGUCAUAAUUACGAGAGCAAGAGGCGGAGGAGAGAAAGGAGAUCGUAGAUACGCAUCCUUGUUGAAGUCAAUGAGAACUUCUCUUCGGUGGAAACGGCCGUUAGUGAAGGAGCUUCAGGACGUUUGGAGAUCUCAGAAAUGCUUUUGAUGGUCUCAGCCGGCGAUAUCGCUCCGUUCAUGGUCAGAACAAAACUGAGAGACCAUUUCAAUGACUCAAUGUGCUCGUUUUGAAGAGCAAAGGAGACAUUUCUAUAGGAUUUUCAGUCCGGAGACGUGAUGUCUGCCAGCGCUCGUGCCCUUCUCUUAGUAUUGCUGAGUGUGCUUCAGGCAAAUGGCCAGACGGAGAUGAAGAGGGUGGUCGGAGACAAUGCCACACUGCCUUGCCACCAUCAACUGUGGCAAGCCGACAUCUCCCUGCUGGACAUUGAAUGGAUGCUGCAUAAAUCCAGCUCCCGGCAGACAGUGUUGAUCACGUACUUUGGGGGUCGGAUCUACGCCCCCAACGAGAGCGAAGAUGGGCGGCUGUCCCUAGCGGGCGACUAUCUGAAGGGUGAUGCUUCGCUCAUGAUCAGUGACCUCUCGCUCACCGACUCCGGAGAAUACAUCUGCAAGGUCAAGAACGGCGGGAAGUACUACUGGAACACAGUCAAACUCAUCGUGCUCUUGAAGCCGUCCAAGCCACGCUGUUGGAUGGAGGGUCGUCUGCUAGAAGGAAGUGAUGUCAGACUGAGCUGCAAGUCCACAGAUGGUUCUGACCCGAUCAGCUACAAAUGGGAGAGAGUCUUGGACAAGGGGAAAUAUGUUGGCAAGCUCCCACCUCUGGCCCUCAUAGAUCUGAAGAACCCUGAGAUUGUUACGCUGAAAAAUCUGACGAGGGAAAGUGCGGGUGUCUAUAAAUGCACCGCCAGCAAUGAUGUCGGAGAAGAAAACUGCACUUUAGAGGUCAAAGUUCACUAUGUCCGUGGAAUGGGCGUGGUGGCUGGUGCCGUGGUGGGCGUGUCCUUCGGCGUUCUCCUCAUCAUCCUCAUCGUCUGGCUUGUUUUUCGCAAGAAAGAGAAGAAGAAAUACGAGGAGGAGGAAGCGCCCAAUGAAAUAAGGGAAGAUGCAGAAGCUCCCAAAGCCAAACUGGUGAAGCCAAACUCUCUCUCCUCCUCUCGCUCCGGUAGUUCUCGCUCUGGAGCCUCCUCCACUCAAUCUAUGGUGCACAACAGCGCCCCCCGUGGGCCCAGGCCUCGACUGCCCGUGGUGGCUGCCCUUAAAGAAAGCGGGCAGCCCGAAAACUUUCCUUCAGUACCACCGCCGUACAACCAUGUAGUCCCCAAACCUCCGGAGCCCAGCAGUAGCCCGAAACCCAGCCCGGCAAAGCUCAACCCAGGAAACCUGGUGAGGAUGGGCGCCACACCGGUGAUGAUCCCCGCGCAAACCAAGGCAUUCCAGACUGUGUAGGAAUAAAAAAAAAAACACACAUAAACACACACACACACACAAACAGAUAAAUACACUCACCGCAGCCAGUAUCAACUCCCACAUCUGGUAUCAGGACCAUUCCCAAAGGAUUUCCCAUUCCCUGCGGAAAACCCAGGUGGUCAGGCCGUUUGUUUCAACACAAAAUAAAUGCUUUUGUUGUUUUUAUGUGCACACUGAAGUGGAACGAGACCCCUCGUGGAGUGUAUGUAUUUUUAAAGGGUAAAAAAGGGGGGUUUGGAUGUGAGGGUUGUGCCUUGUUUUGUUAUGGUGGUUUGAGCAAACAAAAGAGGCAGAUAUGAACAGAGAUUCAGCUCUACCUUUACCCAGACAGACAACCUGUCUACCUGACCACACACUUCCUGUCCUCGCUGGGUUUGAUCUGACAGCUACAGGACUGGAGGAGAAACUCACAUAAGCGGACUCUUUCCGGCACCUGCUCGUCCGCCCCUACAAGGAUUCACAUCUGCCACUCAUUUCCUCAGCCAAUCAGCAUUUGCCAGGCAGCCCAGCAGGUAUCACACCUCAACAGCCAAUGGCAGGUCACCUGCUGGGCGCAGACUCUACGAUUGGCCCAGAACGAGGAGAAAUCAACACGCUACGAUAUAAACAAUGACAGUAAAUUUGUUUGUUCCUCAUUAGAGCUAUGAAUAUUCCAUAUGAAUAGACGUAUUCCAUAUUUAACAGGUAUUUAUAGGAAUUCCAUAUAAAUAUAUUUCAGUUAAAGUAUCUAACAGCAUUCGUAACGUGUGUGCACAAUCCCUUUAAAUCAUUCACUCACAUUCUUCAGGAUAAUGCAUACAGUAUCUUCAGUAAUGAGGUUGAUCGUCUCAAUGGGGAAAUGGUUUGGCUCGGCUUUGGCUCCUGGUAUUUGCAAUUGAAAUCAGAUGUCUGGUUGGUGCAUCCCAUUGGAUGCAAGCAUGAUGAGGUUGGGUCAGGCUUAUUCAGUGCUGGUUUAUUUAGAUCUGAAGUGUCUAACCGAUUAGGAUGAAACCGACAAUUAGCCCACACACGAUCUGACUGCGUGGAAAGCACUAGUUCUACAGAUUUCAAACUUUUUGACUCUAAGGCCCCCAAUUAUCCAACACAAUUUAAAGCUAUUUCUGAUUGUUUUUAGUGCUGUCAAACGAUUAACCGAGAUUAAUUGCAUCCAAAAUAAAGGUUUGUUUACAUAAUAUGUGUGUGUACUGUCUAUAUUUAUUAUGUAUAAACACACAUGCAUGAAUAUAUUU
This is a messenger RNA of Megalobrama amblycephala (Wuchang bream), 2754 nucleotides long. RefSeq names its product CXADR-like membrane protein (gene clmpa). The transcript has 8 exons. Gene Ontology annotation, cellular component: cell surface; cytoplasmic microtubule; membrane. NCBI's taxonomy places the organism in Eukaryota, Metazoa, Chordata, Actinopteri, Cypriniformes, Xenocyprididae. The record is from RefSeq and is a predicted model, not a curated record. The coding region runs from base 335 to 1504 and encodes 389 amino acids.